Silurus meridionalis is the source of this 1383-nucleotide messenger RNA. Its product is annotated as TLR adapter interacting with SLC15A4 on the lysosome. Bases 105 to 902 code for a protein of 265 amino acids. NCBI's taxonomy places the organism in Eukaryota, Metazoa, Chordata, Actinopteri, Siluriformes, Siluridae. The transcript is spliced from 2 exons. Gene Ontology annotation, biological process: regulation of toll-like receptor signaling pathway. The record is from RefSeq and is a predicted model, not a curated record.
GGUACAGGUUUCACUUGCAUUGUCAUUGAAUCAAGGGAGACACACAUACUGCAAUCAAACAGCCCAUUACCCAAAGUAGAUCAUCGCAACACUUUUGAAUAGGUAUGCUGUGUGAAACCAAGUUGUGGCAUAUGACUUUUUCCACUGAAUCUGAGUGUGUGGAUCCUCCCACUUGCCACUCAGUCAGUGUUCCUAAAACUCCUUUACUGAUCAACAAUCUGUCAGCACAGAUCGAAGUUCCAGUCCAGUGUUCUCCCAGCAACUCUUAUCGAGAGAUCCGGUCCCAGCAUUUAAACUCUCAGCCUUCUGCAACCCCCCUGGAUUGCCGGAAUCAGUCUCCAGAAGUGGGCAUCCCUGGCCGUGCACCAUCUUCAGGAGCAGAGGCCUUCCUAGUGCCCCCCAGUUGCCACAGCAUCUGCCAGAACUACAAUGAUCUGUACAUUGCUGGAGGCCAGGUGCUGCCUCUUGGGCAUGGUGUAGGUAAUCCGGAAAACAGCUCCUCGCAGGACCUACAUUCUGGGCCUUUCCUGCUUUCCAGAGAUGUUCCUCCACCCUCACUGCCUCCCCCUCUGCUCCCUGAAUACAGGAUUUCCAGACGAUGGAAAGAGGGGAGUGUGCGUGAACGUUUCUCUCUGCUGCAGGAUGGACGUCCUCUUUCUAACGCAGAGCUGAAUGGCUAUCUAGAGCAGAAGGUGCUGGAGCUGUACACUGAGCUUCUGACUGAGGGUCCAAUCAUGGCAUCUGAGCUAGAACAGAUCACGCUACAGCUGAGCCGAGAGCAUAAGCUGGAGACCGGACAGGUCAAAGACAUGCUUCUCAGCUGCCUGAUUAAAGCCACCAGCAGCCAGCAGUCUAGUGAGUUCAGUACACCAAUACUGCAAAUCUCCACCCAGACAAAAUAAAAAAGGAUGGAGAGAACAUGGAAAAGCAGAAAAGGAAGAGAGCAAAAGAAAAUAAUGGAAAGUUAUUGAGCUUAUUGAUAUAGUGGGAAGAAAUUUACUGUAUACUUUUAGUUUGUGAACAGAAAAAACAGAAAAUGUGAUAUAGAGCUGGAAAAACUGUAAAAAGUUGCACACUCAAAAAGGGCUCAAAUUAUUACAAAAUAUGACACAGAUUUGCUUGGUAAAUCAGAAUGUAAAUAUAAAAAUCCAGUGUUGUGUCAAACCAGGAAGGAAUCCUCAAAAGCCUGACCAGCAAAAACUAAUUACUGAAGAUGAAAAUUUACACUUUAUAGCUUUUUUUUUAAUUCUUGACGCCACUCCUAGCUAUAAAAAUAGCCUAGCAGCAUCAUAUCUGUAUGUGAUUUUGUUUGUUAUGCAAGAAACAGUUCUAACUUUGUUUUCACUUAAUGCCUGGUUUUGAUUAAAAUGUUCUUCUCACUCA